Molecule: messenger RNA, 1223 nt
Organism: Pezoporus occidentalis (night parrot)
Lineage: Eukaryota; Metazoa; Chordata; Aves; Psittaciformes; Psittacidae
Product: olfactory receptor 5AP2-like
Exons: 1
Coding region: 34-993 (319 amino acids)
Biological process (GO): G protein-coupled receptor signaling pathway; sensory perception of smell
Cellular component (GO): membrane
Molecular function (GO): odorant binding; G protein-coupled receptor activity; olfactory receptor activity
Source: RefSeq, a predicted model, not a curated record
UCUUCCUUUUGCCUCAGCAGCUAACACCUGGUCAUGAGAGGAAAUGACACGCAGACUAAAUUUAUCCUGUUGGGAAUUACAGACAGCCCAUGUGCCCAGGCUCCUCUUUUUGUCUUGUUUCUAGUGAUUUACAUUGUCACUCAGGUGGGGAACUUUGGCAUUUUCACAUUGGUUCGGGUGUCUCCCAGCCUCCACACCCCCAUGUACUUCUUCCUCGCCCAUUUUGCCUUCACUGACAUCUGCUAUUCCACAGUCAUCUCCCCCAGGAUGCUGGCAGACCUGUUAUCAGAGGACAAAACCAUUUCUUUCACUGGCUGCAUGAUGCAGUUCCUCACCUUUGCUUUCUUUGCUACUAUUGAGUGUCAUCUCCUGGCCAUGAUGGCCUACGACCGGCACGUUGCUAUCUGCCAGCCCCUGCUUUAUGUGACCAUCAUCUCCAACCGCGUCUGCUGGCAGCUGAUAGCAUCAUCCUACCUCUUUGCCUUCCUCAGUGCCAUCGUCUACACGUGGUGCACGUUUGGAGGUUCCUUCUGUGGUCCCAACCGCAUCGACCACUUCUUCUGUGAUGUUGUCCCUGUUCUAAAGCUCGUGUGCUCCGACACCCACAGCAGCGAGAUGGUCAUCUUUGCCUUUGUCACCAUCAACGUGGUGGGCACGAGCAUGAUCAUUUUGCUCUCCUACAUCUCUAUUCUCUGUACUGUGCUGAGGGUGUGCUCAGCACAGAGCAGGGCCAGAGCCUUCCACACCUGUGCCUCCCAUUUGAUGGCUGUUUCCUUGUUCUUUGGGACAUCAUUCUUCAUGUACCUACAACCUCCAUCUAGCCACAGGAGCCUGGAUAAGGUGGCCUCCAUCAUCUACACAAUGGUCACCCCCAUGCUCAACCCAUUCAUCUACAGCCUGAGGAACAAGGAGGUGAAGGGGGCUCUGCUGAAGUGCGGGAGAACAUUCUUCAGCCACUGGCAACAUAGAAGAGUUUUGUCAUCUGGGACAUGAACAGUUCAUGUGCAGUGUGAAAGCCAAUGGGGCACUGAAAUAUUGAGGUUUUCCACUGAUACUCAUGACUUUACGGAAGUUCUUCCACAGUUUCUGCACAAAAGUCUAUGAUAGUACUGAAUGAGAAACAGACCCCCAAAAUCACACCAUUCUUGGAAGAAAACCAAGAGGAGAUUGAGCCUCAAAGUUCAUUUCACUUCGCAGGCCCGCUCCUAGAAGAAGAAAUUACC